Molecule: messenger RNA, 789 nt
Organism: Pyricularia pennisetigena
Lineage: Eukaryota; Fungi; Ascomycota; Sordariomycetes; Magnaporthales; Pyriculariaceae
Exons: 3
Biological process (GO): isoprenoid biosynthetic process; isopentenyl diphosphate biosynthetic process
Cellular component (GO): cytoplasm
Molecular function (GO): isopentenyl-diphosphate delta-isomerase activity
Source: RefSeq, a predicted model, not a curated record
GGCGUCCGAUCAGGAACAAUGUCUUCCACCACCACCACCACCACCACGGCGCAGCCGAUCACGGCCGAGACCAUCUUGAGUCUGUUCCCGGACAUUGACACCAGUGGAGAGGCUCUGGACGGCCACGAUGAGGAGCAGAUCAGACUCAUGGAUGAGGUGUGCAUUGUCGUCGAUGAGAAUGACAUGCCCAUCGGAAAGGGCAGCAAGAAGAUUUGCCACCUCAUGACCAACAUAGAAAAGGGCCUUUUGCACCGUGCCUUUUCUGUCUUCCUCUUCAACGACAAGAACGAGCUGCUCCUCCAGCAGCGCGCGACGGAAAAGAUCACCUUCCCCGACAUGUGGACCAACACCUGCUGCUCGCACCCCCUCGGCAUACCGGGCGAGACGGGAUCAAACCUUCCGGACUCCAUCAUGGGCGUCAAGCGUGCGGCGCAGCGCAAGCUGGACCACGAGCUCGGCAUCAAGAAGGAGCAGGUGCCGCUCGAGAACUUCCACUUCCUCACUCGCAUACACUACAAGGCCCCCAGUGACGGCAAAUGGGGUGAGCACGAGGUCGACUACAUCCUCUUCAUCAAGGCCAAUGUGGACCUCGACAUCAACAAGAAUGAGGUCCAGGCCACGCAAUAUAUCUCGGCAGAUGGUCUCAAGGCCUUCUUCAAGGACCCCGCAGCCAAGUUCACCCCGUGGUUCAAGCUAAUAUGCGAGUCGAUGCUCUUCGAGUGGUGGCAGCACCUAGACUCUGGCCUGGAGAAGUACACCAACGAGCAGGAAAUCCGAAGAAUGCUCUAA